UUUAUAGAAAAACACACGUACUCCAUCCCAUUUGUUUGCUGGAAUAUAUUUAUCUUGGAAAGUACGUAGAUUUCAUAGAUAGAUCGAGCGUAUUAAUUCAGCAUGACUGUUUUAUAAAACAAUGUUGUAUUCAACCUCUCUCACCAGGGAUCUCCAACAAGAGUGACACCAGUUUCUUAUUAAGGUAUUAUUAUUAUUAUUUGCUAUCGCAAACCGGACCCCUCCUCUUUCGCUGCUAUCGGUGCGUUUCCACCUUUCAGUUUUACUCAUUUUAUACCCCUCUCCCUCCCCGCAUUUGUCGGAGUGAGACCGAGAGAGCACAGACAGAGAAACAGAAAAUGAAGGUGAUUGAUAAGAUUAGGGAAGCAGCAGGAGGAGGUGGAGAUGCAAAUGGCAAUGGAGGAGAUAAUAGCAGCAGCAAUAAGGUUGUUUUCUCCUUCGAGUUCUUUCCUCCAAAGACAGAAGAUGGAGUGGACAACCUGUUUGAGAGAAUGGACAGAAUGGUUGCUCACAAUCCUUCCUUUUGUGACAUCACUUGGGGAGCUGGUGGUUCCACCGCAGAUCUCACCUUAGACAUCGCCAACAAGAUGCAGAACAUUAUUUGUGUCGAGACUAUGAUGCAUCUCACCUGCACCAACAUGCCUGUUGAGAAGAUCGAUCACGCUCUCGAAACCAUCAAAUCCAAUGGAAUCCAGAAUGUUCUUGCUCUUCGUGGUGAUCCUCCCCAUGGCCAGGAUAAAUUCGUCCAGAUCCAAGGCGGCUUCGCUUGCGCUCUCGACCUCGUCAAACAUAUCAGAUCCAAAUAUGGUGAUUACUUCGGCAUUACUGUUGCUGGUUAUCCAGAGGCACAUCCUGAUGCCAUUGGAAGUGAUGGAUUUGCUACGCCUGAGGAUUACCAGAAAGAUCUUGCUUAUUUGAAGCAGAAGGUGGAUGCUGGAGCUGAUCUAAUUGUCACACAACUUUUCUAUGAUACUGAUAUCUUCCUGAAAUUUGUGAAUGACUGCCGCCAAAUUGGAAUCACUUGUCCCAUCGUUCCUGGUAUUAUGCCUAUUAACAACUACAAGGGCUUCUUACGUAUGACUGGCUUUUGCAAAACCAAGAUACCAGCAGAGGUCACUGCUGCAUUGGAGCCUAUCAAGGACAACGAGGAAGCUGUCAGAGCCUAUGGAAUUCACCUUGGAACUGAAAUGUGCAAGAAGAUUUUAGCUCAUGGAAUCAAGACAUUGCAUCUAUAUACCCUGAACAUGGAGAAAUCUGCUUUAGCCAUAUUAAUGAAUCUUGGUUUGAUUGAAGAGUCCAAGAUUACAAGGGCAUUGCCGUGGCGCCCCCCUACAAAUGUUUUCCGUGCAAAAGAAGAUGUCCGUCCAAUAUUCUGGGCUAAUCGCCCAAAGAGCUAUCUAUCAAGGACAAUAGGCUGGGACCAGUACCCUCGUGGCCGAUGGGGUGAUUCUCAUAACCCAUCCUAUGGUGCUUUAUCUGAUUACCAGUUCAUGCGACCUCGAGCACGUGGCAAGAAACUCUUUGAAGAGUGGGCUAGCCCCUUGAAAAGCGUCGAGGAUAUAUAUGAGAAAUUCGAGGUAUACUGCCUUGGGAAGUUGAAAAGUAGUCCUUGGUCAGAACUGGAAGGCCUUCAACCUGAGACAAAAAUCAUUAAUGAACAGCUGGGUAGGAUCAACUUGAAGGGAUUCCUGACUAUCAAUAGUCAACCAGCAGUCAACGCUGAAAAAUCUGAUUCUCCAUCUGUUGGUUGGGGAGGGCCAGGAGGGUAUGUAUAUCAGAAGGCUUAUCUAGAGUUUUUCUGCUCCAAGGAAAAGUUGAAUGCUCUUGUUGAGAGGUGCAAGGCUUUCCCUUUAGUAACUUACAUGGCAGUGAACAGAGGAGGGAGUUGGAUAUCUAAUGUUGCUCUGACUGACGUGAAUGCUGUAACCUGGGGAGUCUUCCCAGCAAAAGAGAUCAUCCAACCAACCGUUGUGGAUCCUACCAGCUUCAGUGUAUGGAAGGACGAGGCAUUUGAAAUCUGGUCAAGAGGAUGGGCCUCCUUGUACCCAGAGGGUGACCCAUCCAAAACACUGCUUGAAGAGGUGCAGAACAGCUACUUUUUGGUCAGCUUGGUAGAUAACGAUUACAUCCAUGGGGAUAUUUUUGCUGUCUUCGCAGAUUUAUGAGAAUAGGUGCUCUUUGCAGCUCCUCCAUUUGCUUAGAGUCCAUCGAAGUCGCACAAACAGGUGCUUUAUCCCAAGUUGAAUUCUAGCUUUAUUCUUCUUAUUGGCACACGAUGUUUUUGAAAUUAUUUCCUUAUUGACAUGUAAUAAUAAUUGAUUGGGGUUUUUCUACUCUCCAUUAUGGUGCAAAUUGUAUCUGGAGUGGCAACUAAUUUACUAAAGCCUAAAGCAAAUAUGAUUACUUUAUUUAUACA
Messenger RNA from Populus nigra (black poplar), 2416 nucleotides. Its product is annotated as methylenetetrahydrofolate reductase (NADH) 2-like. Gene Ontology annotation, biological process: tetrahydrofolate interconversion. The record is from RefSeq and is a predicted model, not a curated record. Gene Ontology annotation, cellular component: cytosol. The transcript has 12 exons. Bases 339 to 2165 code for a protein of 608 amino acids. Lineage: Eukaryota; Viridiplantae; Streptophyta; Magnoliopsida; Malpighiales; Salicaceae. Gene Ontology annotation, molecular function: methylenetetrahydrofolate reductase [NAD(P)H] activity; FAD binding.